Messenger RNA from Syzygium oleosum, 1232 nucleotides. Its product is annotated as clavaminate synthase-like protein At3g21360. Gene Ontology annotation, molecular function: oxidoreductase activity. The transcript has 3 exons. Bases 56 to 1024 code for a protein of 322 amino acids. The record is from RefSeq and is a predicted model, not a curated record. NCBI's taxonomy places the organism in Eukaryota, Viridiplantae, Streptophyta, Magnoliopsida, Myrtales, Myrtaceae.
AACCCUCAAGAGAAAUUGAUUUUGAGUGCAAUACCAUACCAAAAUUCUUGCGACAAUGGAAUCCUCCACCGGCAAGGACUUCAAGAUCGGAGAGUGCCAAGGCCAGAAGGUGGUCGACGGCGAGGUGAUGCCACUCGUCCUGCUCCCUUCGGAGCCCGCCAAAAGCGACGCCGAGUCCCUCGUCGCGGCCUUGAAGAAGAACGGGGAGUGGUUCGACCAGAUGAUCAUCAAGAACAGUGCCGUCUUGCUCCGUGGCUUUGACGUGAAGAGCGCCGAGGACUUCAACGAGAUCGUCGAGGCCUGCGGGUGGGAGGACAUCCGCUACAUCGGCCCUGCGCCGAGGACUCACAUCUACAAGCGGAUUUGGACGGCGAACGAGGGUCCGCUGUCGGAGUUCAUAUACUAUCACCAUGAGAUGGUUCUGUUCAAGGAAAACCCCAAGAAGGUGAUAUUGUAUUGCGAGGUGCCGCCGCCGGAGGGCGGGGAGACGCCGUUUGUGCCGAGCUUCCAGGUGACCAAGCGGAUGCUGGAGGAGUUCCCGGAGGAGGUAGAGGAAAUGGAGAAGAAGGGGCUGAUGUACACCUUCACUGCCCCGAGCGCGAAUAACACUUCCUCCAUGAGGGGCCGCGGCUGGCAGGAUGCUUUCGGCACCCCCGACCCGGUCGAAGCCGAGAGAAGGGUUAACGCCAUGGGAAUGGACGUGGAAUGGCUGCCCGACGGUGGACUGAAGACGAUAAUCUGCCCGCGAUCCCUCACGAGGGUGUUCGAGGGGCGGAAAGGGAGGAGGAUGUGGUACAACACAGUGGUGGGGAUGCACGGGAAGGAGAUCAGCUCGGCCACCAUGGCCGAUGGGACGGAGAUCCCAGACCAUGUGGUGAAGCGAUGCGGCGAGAUCAUCGAGGACGAGAGCAUCCAGUUCAAGUGGGAGAAGGGCGACGUCCUCUUCUUUGACAACAUGGCCUUGCUUCAUGGACGCAGGCCGUCGCUCCCACCAAGGAAAGUGUUGGUGGCUACUUGCAAGUGAUUUGGUCCCGAGUCGUGUUUUCGAAAGCUUUGAAACAGAUUAUAUGGAGCCAGGAAGAAGUGGAAUGAACUAAGGCAAAGUCUGAAUAAAUGUUGAUUUAGUUAUAAACGUUAUACCAUGUGUAAUAAUGGCAGCAAGCCGCCGCCACCGUGUCAGCGAGUUCCCACGUCGUCGCUCCUCCUCCGCGACUCAGCAGGGGAGGUCGCGA